CGAGAAUAAUGUAAGUUACAUUCAUUCAUCAUUUCUAUUGAAACGUAAAUUAAUUUUAACAGGUGGUGAAAUUAUCAAAAGCAUUUUAUCACGCCUUCUAUUAUUGCACCAACAGAUGACAUGUUGUUAUGUCAUCAUUGCCCCAUUUCAUGUAUAUAACUUUGAUCAGAUACCUGAGGUGUUCUUUACUAACUAUGCUUGGCUACAAGCAGCUGUCAAUCAUUUUCAGUCCAGUGUAGUCGACUUCAAGUUAUCUGUUCUAUGUUGUUAUGAAAUGGAAUGUUUUGCGAAAACUCUUGAAAACAUGUGUAAGAAAGCCAAGUUAUCAAGUUUUGUUGAUGAACAAAGUGAUUUAAGUGACAGGUCUUGGUUACAUUCAACUGCUAAUGAAAGUGAAUUAUUUCUAAUAAACAUCCCAGCUGUCAAUGCAUUCAAUGCACAACUCAUGCUCAAGUAUUUCAAUGUACAGCAGAUAUGUAACAUGAAUAUGGAAGAAUUGUCCAACAACUUUUCUUGGAUUCCUAACAGAUUAUUAAAAGAUAUCUGGAUGAGUUUGAAUUCCAAGCUCCCUUCAUCCAUGACCACGCAAUGUGAGGAAGUGAUGAAUCUCACUCAAUAUAAACCAGGUAUUGUUGGGAAUAUUGGAAUGUGUCGAAUAAAGAAACCAAUAAUUGAUAGAUCUAACUAUGAUGACGUUUCAAAUGUAAUGGAGCAAGCAAAAAUAAAGUUAAACCAAUAUGUAAACAGCAGUCAUUCAAGUGAUGAGAAAGAAACGUAUUACAAUGAGUAUUUCAACCAAACACAAGAUAUUUCUCACAAGCCACCAGUUACUUUUGGAAAACGGGGUUUUUCUGCCAAUGUUGAGACAAAUGGAAACUGCUCACAAUAUUUACAAAAUCUGGUUGUUCCACCUGUAAACUAUGACAGAGGUAUAAAUGCUACUCCUAGUUCAGGUUCAAGUGGAAGUUUACAUGUUGGAAUUGCCAGACCAUUUCAACAGGCACAUAAUUUAUUGAAGCAUGAUAUUCAAGAAGUAGACAACUGUAAGAGGUUUUCACAAACCGCUAUCAUGACUCCACACGCAAAAAGAAAAAUGUUAACAUAUGAGAGAGUGCCUGGGAGCAAGGGAGGACAAACCAGACUUACGUUUUAUUAAACAAUGUUUAAUAUGUGUUGGUUUUACUUGUUUUUGCGUUUCAUGAUGGAAUUUUAAGAGUUUUUUAAAUUUUGUACUUUAAAAUUUUAAAAAGUUCUGCUAAAUAAAGAAGACAUUGAGGUGAAAGCA
Ciona intestinalis (vase tunicate) is the source of this 1285-nucleotide messenger RNA. The record is from RefSeq and is a predicted model, not a curated record. NCBI's taxonomy places the organism in Eukaryota, Metazoa, Chordata, Ascidiacea, Phlebobranchia, Cionidae.